CUAUGUCUCGUUGUUACCUUCAAGAUGGCUACUGUUUUGAGAAAACUCUGCCGACUACAAGGCUAGGCAUAUCGUCAAGCUUUCAACCAUGCCUGGCCUCGUAGCCUUUAACAGGCGAUGGGGUAUAGGCAGUGAUGACCUUGUCUUCCCCAUCAUAAUAGAAAACUGUUUCAGAUUUGCCUGGUUGAUUGCAAUAUCUGUGGUCUUCCAUGUGAACAAAGAUGCUUUUGACUGCAGCAGUGGACAUCUACUCCGCAUCUACUUCAUUGGGGUAAUAACUAUCCUAGUAACCAGUUCCGUCAUGAACAUAAUUAUAAUCCACACAAGCAUGAAGGGAACAAUCACCAAUGUAAAGCCUCGUCGUGGUAUUCCCAUCAUGCUGUACUUCAAGUUGGGACUCCUGGUACCCGAAACAGUCUGGGUGGUGCUGGGCACGUAUUGGGCAUUUGGCAAAUCCUAUGAGUGUGACCCAGCAGUGGUGUGGACCGUGAAAGGGGCAGUGCUGUUUGCCUGGGUCGCCGGCUUCUUCAUGCUGGUUGGAAUCCUCCUGGUAUUUGAUCCUGUUGGAACACAGAAACAGAAGAACAGGAUUGCACGGAGGAUGACCCAUGGAUCAGAGAUGCGGCUGUCAGAUUCUGUAGAUACAGCCAGCAAAGUGUGGGAAAUGAGAUGUCGCCUGUUGUGCUGUUGUGUGGCCUUUAAGCAGGACAACCGAGAUGCUUUUACCGAUGUCUCCAAACUGGUGGCAGAUUUCUUCCAGGACGUGGACCUGGUUCCGACCGACAUAGCGGCAGGCCUCAUCCUGAUUCAGCACCAGCAGAUGUGUCGGGGGCGGGAACUCAUGUCCGUCAGGGUGGAGGGGACAGCUGGGCAGUCCCAGCCAGAUGGACCUCGGCCGGCCAUUAGUGUCAUGUCAUCUGCAAAUUGUCCCGUGCCGGAAAGCUGGAUGACAGUCAAGAUGAUGUCUCACUUCAUGCGCUAUGCCCUUGGGAGCUACGGCUGGCCCUUCUAUUUGUACACCAAUCUGCUCACGGGACUCUGCAAGCUGGCCACCAAGUGCAACCCAACUUCUAGUCAUAUAAAAAUGCCUCGUUUCCUGAGAUCGUUUAUGAAUCGAUUUCAGAAAAAGUCUUAUUCCCCAUUGCACACUGGGAAUCCCAAUAUUUAUAAACAUGGUCGAUGGUACGAGGUUUUAGAUGACGAUGAAGAUGAUACCCGACUUCAAUCAUUUCAGUGCUGUGCAUGUAUGCGGUCCAGUGAGAAUGUAAGUUUCGACAAUGCCUGUGAGUGCCACACAGCUGCCAUAAAGAAGGUGACAGGAAUCAGUGACCAGGAUCUCGUCUAUGUCAGCUUCCACAACAAGUUCAAGGAGAUCCCCUUCUACGUGGCAGUAGAUCGAGAACACAAGAGUGUAGUUAUCAGCAUCAGAGGCACUCUCUCUCUAGAGGAUGCUCUUGUGGACCUGUCAGCAGAGGGUAUGCCAAUAGACAUUGAAGGUGUGGAGAACGCGUAUGUCCACGGAGCCAUGCUGGACUGUGCUAACUACAUCAAGGACAGGCUCGACACCCUACAGCUACUGACCAAGGCCUUUGACUUGCUGCCGGGGUGCAGCAGGCUGGUCAUUGUAGGGCACAGUCUUGGAGCAGGAGUGGCGGCCAUCUUGUCCAUCCUGCUGAAACCCCGGCAUGGAGACCUCAUCUGCUUCGCCUACUCACCACCAGGGGGACUCAUGAGCCCAUCAGUAAGUGCCCACGUCCAGAGCUACGUGUGCUCGGUGGUAGUUGGCAAGGACCUGGUGCCCCGGCUGGGAUUGCCCACCAUGAAUGAUCUCAAGACGAAGAUCAUGCAGGCCCUGGAUGAAUGCAAACUCCCCAAGCACCGGAUCCUGGCCAAGGGAUGUUUGCGGAUUGCAUGUGGAUGUUUCACCAGCGCUGAGGGUGAUGCGGAGACGGCGGGGAGGGAGGAGCCCCUGCUGGACAGCGGGUCUGGGGCUCGCUACUCCAUCAAUGCAGCGGAGGAUGCGGCACCCCAGCAUCGGAAGAAACUGAAGCAAGCAUUACGAGAAGCAGUGAUCCAGAGCAGCACAGAGACUGAAUGGUUGAUGACUCCCCCAGGGCAGAUCUUGCACAUCGAGGAGGCAGAGGAAGGGGGACUGUGUGGCGGGACCCCGGACUACUGCGCUUCAUGGGUUGCCCCUGACAGCUUCAAUGAAAUCCUCAUCAGCCCCAGCAUGGUGCUGGAUCACUUCCCGGACGUGGUGCAGGAUGCACUGCAGCAGCUGCAUGACAGGACCUAUGUUCCCCAGGCUCAACCGGCGCGACCCUCUGAUGCCACGGCAUGAUGCACUGCAGCAGCUGCAUGACAGGACCUAUGUUCCUCAGGCUCAACCGGCGCGACCCUCCAAAGCCACGGCAUGAUCUCUCCCACCACUGGAUGCCAUAAUGUUAUACUUGCUCAAUAAGAACCCCCCAACCUGUACUCACACAGAGUUAUGCAUGCACCUUUAUCAGGCAACAUAUGAAGUCUUAAAUGGUUUUGGGAGGCACGGGUGGCCCAGUCGUCUAAGGCGCCGCGAUUCGCUGUGCAGAGUCGCGUCCCUUUGGCAUGCCAGAAACCUAUGAUUGUGGGUUCGAAUCCCGGUUCGCCCCGAUUAUGUUUCUAGGUUUGUCAGCACCAUACCCGUGCUCGUGGGUUUCACCGAAGUGGUAAACGUCUGAGACCUGCAUCACUUCGGGCUUUCCUCCCACAUUAAGCUGACACGCCGUGAUAUAACUGGAAUACUGUUAAAAGCGGCGUUAAACCCAACUCACUCACACUUAAAUGGUUUUGACCCCUGAAGACCAUGUUAGAAUAUGAGUUCAGCAACCCAUGCUUGCCAUAAAGGCGACUAUGAUUCUCGUAAGAGGCGACUAAUAGGAUCGGUUGGUCAGGCUCUCGAUGCUCAUUAUGAUCACUGGAUUUUCUGGUCCAGAUUCUAUUAUUUACAGACCGCUGUUUUAUGGCUAGAAUAUUGCUGAGAGCAGCGUUAAACAACAAACAAACAAACUUAAAUGGUUUUGUUGGCUUUACUUUGUUACAAAAUAAUAUCUGUUUGUUAGGGCUCACCUUUGGGGGCAUUGUGUCCUUUACAAUAGUAUUGUAUUUGCUGAAAUACUUGUGCUAUACAAGGGCAUCAUGAUUCACCGAGGUAUCGGCUGCCAAUUUACACCUGACAAUUUGAUACAUGGUAGAUAGUAUUAGAUACCCUUUCCCAUUGAUCGAUUCAUGUUCCGCUUCUGUAUCAAUUUAAAAAAAUGAAUAUAUGAAAUAAUAUUUAUAACCAAGCCUGGUAACUAUGCAGGCUAAUGUUAUCUUACUGUCUGUCACAAAUCAACAUGCUCAUUCCAAUGGCUAUUAGUUAACGCAAAUUGGUUGAAAGCAACAACCUUAUGUUAGCCAUGACAUUUAAAACAUGAAGAAGUAUUGCAAUAUGCAUCGUAUCAUAACUCAAAUAUCAUAUGUAUCGAUACAUAGACCCGUAUCAUGCCACUGUUAUGUUAUGUUGUUGCAAUUGUAAUGUUCUCUUAUACCCUCCCUCAAUACAGAUUUCUUGACUUUGUUGUGAUGGGAAAAUGUUAUCUAAAAGUUAUGAACAAAAUAAAGCAUUGACUGAAAUUCAAGGCAGUUUAAUAUUCUAAAUGACCCAAAGUAAUUUUAGCACAUUUCAAAGUUUAACAUGUUCAAGAAAAUGUUUCUAGUCACAAGACUAGUUUUAGCCAGCUCUACAUAGUGUUCAAAUGGAGUGUUGCAGCACUGGUGGAUUAACACCUGAUGGUGACUUACUCUGUAUGAGUGAUGAGUGUUCCAGUUUAAGGUGUUAUUGUGUCCAGACGUUUUGCUUCUAUGAUUCUUUAGUUCCAGAAAGUUUAUUGAAAGUCGAAAGUUCGCUAGUUUUCCCCUUGUGUUUACAAUCAUGGGUUCUUACCGAACUCAUGUAUGCAUGUCUCCACUUCACUGCCCAUCCAAACAUUCUUGUCCACUUACGACAAGCUCGUGCUAUUUCACACAAUCAAUACUUUUUUUUAUUUUAGUGCUGUUUUUGUAUGAUGAGGUCUUUAUCUGUUAUAGUGCUGUUUCACAUGCAAUAAUAGAAUGUUUGUAUGACAUUGCAUGACUUUGAAGUCAGGGUUUUGUAAAUGUAUUAAAAGCCUAAUGCCAAAAUAUACACCAUUAGUAUUAUCAUAACUUAUCUGCAUUUAGAUGUUUUAUAUGUAGCUUGUAAUUUCCUGCCAAAGUAUUUACAAAUUGUAAACUAGUUUGUGUCAUCAGAUCAAAUCGCUUGGGUCAGAGUGGUGCCGUCAGGGAGCUGUAUAUGUUAAACAUGUUUUGUUCAUUGUUUGGUCAAGACACUGCACCUUAAGUAGUUGCUCUAAGAAAAUACAUUUUUUUUAAAGAACAUGUUACAAAUUAAGAGGUAAAUGAUUGCUUACAAUCCCGAAUGAAUUAUUGUCAUGUCCGCUUCAUAUUCUAGGGGUCAGAGGCCUUUUAAGACAUUUUACCACCGAAAGACAGGCUUCUUUUUGUUCUGUUUUGUUCUGUUUUCCAGACAUAUGUUUGAUGAAAAUUGUCAGAAUUUAUGCAACUUUUGUGAUAUAUUGUGUUCAUGGUAGAUAGUGAUUUGUUAUAGACUGACAUACACCUUGAAAUAGUUUGAAGAAUUGUCAGUAUUUUCUAAUUCUAUCUAUGCAAAGUGUAACCUUGUUUUGAUUGUUGUUUGUUACAGACUGUAUGCUUCUUGUCUCAUUCUUGAUUCUGUCACCUAGACAUUAGAAGCCACAAGUGUCUGUACUGAGCAAUUUGGUCACAUCUGGUGCAUGGUGUUUGUCAUCUUGUAUCAUCUCCACAGUACAUCCGUCUCAAUCUUCCAAUGCUUCAUACAGAAAUGUCAGUAUGACAUUCAAGGGACUAAACUAAGUGUUUUUGGUACCGAGACUUAUUCCCUUGUUUGUCUUCUGAGUUAGUUCCUGGCCACAGCCAUCCUGGGGUGUUUCAAUACAUUCCAAUUAUCGAAUACACUGAAAAUAUUCAGCAAUGAAACACAAGAUUGAUGUUGCUGGUUGGUUACCGAUAAGGUGUCAAAGUAGAUGCACAUUAGGUCAAGUAAGAUGCUUGUUGGUCAGCGGUUGUAAACUGAUUCAAAUUCACAAUAUUUGUUAGAAAUUAACGAGUUUGCAAGAUAUUUGCAGACAUUAAUUACUUUUCAAGGUUUGUAUUGUUGUAUUUAAUUAGUUACCAGUUAUCAGAUGUUAAUAGAGCUGUAUGUGGAACAGAGACCAUCUUCACGUUUACCACUACUUCUUGGUGCCACCUGUCAGUGCUCAUCAUCCAUUAGAACCCGGAGGGUGCUGCAGGAUGCUGUCUACGAUAUUAUAGGGGAGAAACAAAACAUGAAUGUCUGUGCCUUGUAUUGGUCUAUUGGUCAUUUAUUUAUAAUGGAAGUAUAUAUUUGAUACCUGAUGGUAAUGUGUAUGAGUCUAUCACUUUCUACAGCUUCUUGUUUGUAGGUAUAUCAGCAAACGGUUCUACAAUUACAACAGUGCUUGUUAAUGUUAUCCUCCCAGCCCAUCCCCUGUCAUCUCCCUCACACAUUAUUUAUUGGGAAUUUGGGAUGUUCAAAUUCAGUCAUUCUUUGAAAGAAAUGUGGCAAAUUGUGUCCCUUCCCGUUUCCAGAACUAACAAUAUAAUUAGCCUUAAGUGAACCUUUUGAAUGUUUAAGGUCAAUUUGACGCUGUCAAGAUCACAUUUCAAAUUGUAAAGACAUUCAACAUACACAUUAGAAUGAUAUUAAUUCUUUGUGGAACCAGUUUGGAAAUGAGUUCAUCUAUAAAACUAUUUUAUGUGAAAUGUCAUAAAACUUGCAAUACACAUUUAGCUCACCUGCACGUCACCAUAUACCAAGUCAUUUUGUUUCAUGAUAAUUUUAUAUUAUGGUAUGUUGAUAUAUACGAUGAUCAUACCCUGAGAUUUACAAGGAUUAAAUUUGAGAUGAAUACAUUCAUUAUUCCUGCUUUACAUUCUUAUGAGGUACCACCCCUUUAGGAAUAUAGACUACCAUAAACAUCGUAGCAUAAACUUAUCAGAUUUUCUGGUUUAUUCUUUCAUAUAGACUUGCUGCACCCAAGUUUUAUAUAUCAGGAUAUUCUGAAUUUAAGGAAAUAGAUGAAACACAUUGAUGUUCUGUGUUGUCGCCUGAACAUCACAAAAUUCCCAACAAAUAGAUUUAGUGUUACCAUGGUUAUCAAUAAGUGUAGUCCUGCUUGCCCAUAUGUUAAUGGCUUCUUUUUUAAUUAAGGAUCACUUUGUGGGCAUGAACAAUUCUGGCAUGACUGUGUGGCAACAUUUGUUUUAUCCUAUUGUGUCUUUCAUUUGAUAAUAAAUAUAUAUUUUAUAA
Messenger RNA from Haliotis rufescens (red abalone), 6430 nucleotides. RefSeq names its product diacylglycerol lipase-beta-like. The transcript is spliced from 14 exons. The record is from RefSeq and is a predicted model, not a curated record. Gene Ontology annotation, biological process: lipid metabolic process. NCBI's taxonomy places the organism in Eukaryota, Metazoa, Mollusca, Gastropoda, Lepetellida, Haliotidae. Bases 89 to 2341 code for a protein of 750 amino acids.